Salvia splendens (bonfire salvia) is the source of this 1340-nucleotide messenger RNA. RefSeq lists its product as uncharacterized. The record is from RefSeq and is a predicted model, not a curated record. The transcript is spliced from 2 exons. Lineage: Eukaryota; Viridiplantae; Streptophyta; Magnoliopsida; Lamiales; Lamiaceae. The coding region runs from base 549 to 1031 and encodes 160 amino acids.
AUUGGUGUUUUGAAAAUGAUUUUUUUUCUGAAAAUCCAAAUCAUUUUUAAUGCAUAGUACAAUAUUACUAUUUAAAUAUAGUAUAGUAAUAUUUUUAAUACUUAGUAUAAUAUUUUUUCAAAUAUUAUUUUAUUUAAAUAUUUCUGUUUCACAAUUGAUUUUUGUUUUUAACUUUCGGAUAUCUUGAAUUUUUCGGGUUCAGUUCAAAUUAGUUAUAUACCUAAAAUUUUGAAUUUUCAAAUUCAAUUGUUUUUAAAAUAGUGAUUCUUCCAAAAAUAAUAAUAUCUCAAAAUUCAAAUUUUAGAGAAGUUGGAAUUAGGUAAAAAUUCAAUCGAAAUACAAAUCUCACCCGAAAUCAUCUCCCACUCCUCUCCGGUUACCUCCCCUGCAGUGACACCAGUGGCUCCUACAAUCGCUUAUCAUCACAAAAUAAUCACAGUAGAGAACCCACUCGAGUCUUACUCAGGUAACUGAUUGGAACCUCUUUGAUUGUUGCAGUGGACGCCGUCUCUAUACCGCCGCAUCGGUUUCUCCGCCUAUUACUUCUCAUGGAGACUUCCGGUGGUUGUUAUUCUUCGAAUCAGCAGUUUUCAGCCUCCUUUGCCGGUUCGCGGCGAGAUGUUACUUACAGCUGUGGUUCCUGUGGCUAUGAUUUAAACCUGAACUCAUCUAGUCGGAAUACAUCUACCAUUGGUUCCAAAUAUGGUAAAUCUAUCAAGAAAGGGAUCAUAUCAUUUUUCUCAAUUGAUGAGAGUCGAUUCAAUCAGGCCGAAGAAUUUAGUUGUGUGCCCUACUUCAUCUUCAAGCACUCUUGUGGUAUUUUCAGUCGGAAAACAAAACUCCUAUGCCGGAAAUGUGGGAACCUUAUUGGAAUUGCUUCUGACCUGAACAAUGAUUCUCCUAUCCACCUCAUAACAGACGGGUCAGAUUCACCCUCUAGCAGUGAAUUCACAAGUAAGAGAAAGUACGACAUCAGAAUUCGUUCCUUGCAACCUAGUUCAGCUGGUUUUGGUACUCCUCUUGUCUCAUGAUGGUCAUCAGUUGAACCAGUACCGUGUAUGCAUCGAACCUAUUGCUUAACACCGAAGAAGUCAUAUUGGCACCCAUGUUUCAAUGCGUAAGUAAGAAGCAUGAGGUAAGCUGCUUGUACAGAAUUUGAAUUUUUCCGAAUUUUUAUCUCUGCUUGCCCACUUAAUCAUUGUUAGCAAAUUCAUACAUGGUCGAGCUGAAUGAAUGAUAGCCGAUGUGUACAAAAAUAUGAAACCUGCAUCAAAUCUGGGCAUUAUGUAAGAGUCCAGUGAUUUGUUCAUUGUUUGGUGAUUCAGUUUUUGUUGAGUGUC